UUUAUCCGUACGACGAUGCCGAGUAUGAAGAGGACACCGAUUUGCCUGAUGACCAUUUGGCAAGACGGUCUCGCGCUGAUGAUGGCGAAGUCAUUGACGAUGACGAAGAGCUGUUCGGAGCCCUCAUGGAAGAGACGUAUGAAAACGAUGGUGAUGAUGACUCGAAAGAGAUGGAAUUCGAUCUCCAGUGUCUUCAAAUUGAUGAGAUCGGUGCUUUCGACAUGAAUGGCCUUCUGGAUAACAUAUUAGAGGUCGACGUAGAAGACCACGUCUAUGAUCAACCCCCUGAUGCUUCCCUUACAACAAUGCAUGUAGCAGGAGAACGGAUAACCGUGCCACGAGGUAGCACGCAUGUAGCCAAAACCACGUACGAAGAAGUCACUGUCCCUCCAGAAGACCAUGCCCCUCCCGGUGUUGGGGAGGAGCUAGUUAAAAUAUCAAGCCUUGAUCCGGUUGGACAACUUGCGUUUAAAGGAAUUAAGACCCUGAACCGUAUUCAGUCGGUGGUCUUUGAGACCGCCUACAACAAGAGUGAGAACCUUCUGAUCUGCGCUCCUACCGGUGCAGGUAAGACCAACAUCGCUAUGCUGGCCAUCCUGCAGGAGGUUCGGAAGCAUCUGGAUGCACGAGGGGCUGUCAAGCACAAUGAAUUUAAGGUGGUCUACGUAGCUCCUAUGAAGGCACUUGCAGCGGAGAUGACCCGUACCUUCGGGUCACGUCUAAAGCCUCUAGGUCUCUCGGUACGGGAGCUUACAGGGGACAUGCAGCUCACCAAGAAGGAGAUGAUGGACACUCAUAUGCUAGUGACAACGCCUGAGAAAUGGGACGUGGUUACGAGGAAGAGUGUCGGCGACGUUGCCCUUACACAGCUCGUCAAACUCCUCAUCAUCGACGAGGUUCAUCUCCUACACGAAGACCGUGGUGCGGUCAUCGAAAGCCUGGUCGCAAGAACACUCAGACAGGUGGAAUCCUACCAGAACAACGUCCGAAUCGUUGGACUCUCUGCCACCUUGCCUAACUACGAGGACGUGGCACGGUUCCUUCACGUCAAUCUAAAGACGGGACUCUUCUACUUCGACGCCCGGUUCAGACCCGUGCCCCUUCGACAGACGUACAUUGGGGUGCAGCUAGGCUCGGGCGGGGGCGGCUCGAGGUUUGUCGAACAGCGCAAGCGAAUGGACGUCGUCUGCUACGAGAAAGUUCGUAACCUCGUCGACCAGGGUCACCAGGUCAUGGUGUUCGUGUUUGCUCGGAAUGCCACAGUGAAAUCCGCCAUAGACCUCCGCGACAGAGCGAUAGCCAACAAUGAAAGCAAGAUGUUCAGCGCGGAAGAGAAUGAGGAAUACGAGGCUGCUCGUGAAGAGGUGCAGAAGUCUCGUAACAGGCAGUUGAAAGAACUGUUCGAUGUCGGUUUUGGCAUGCACCAUGCCGGCAUGCUGCGGCAGGACAGGAACCUCGUAGAACGCUACUUCGCCGCUGGACUGAUCAAGGUUCUAUGCUGUACCUCCACCCUCGCAUGGGGGGUCAACCUCCCUGCACAUGCCGUCAUCAUCAAGGGCACACAGUUCUACGACCCCGACAAAUCCAAGUUUGAAGAUAUCGGCAUCUUGGAUGUGCUGCAGAUCUUCGGCCGUGCAGGGCGCCCUCAGUACGAUACGUUCGGAGAAGGGUACAUCAUCACAGCUAUAAACAAACUUGUCCACUAUCUCAAACUAAUGAUGGACCAAACCCCGAUCGAGAGUCAGUUCAUCAAGAGACUCGAUGACAAUCUGAAUGCAGAGAUUGUUCUUGGAACUGUGAGUAACGUGGAGGAAGCCAUUCGCUGGCUGAGCUACACCUACAUGCACGUGAGAAAGCUGUGCCAAGAAGACAAAAUAUUAAUUGGUGGUAUCUUGGGUGACCCUAAUCUGAAGAAAUAUCGUGAACAUAUCGUGAAGGCGUCAGCCCGUGCUCUGCAGAGUGCGAAGAUGGUUGAGUACGACAACGACACCGGAGCGCUGGACUACACCGAGAUCGGCCGAAUCGCAAGCCAUUUCUACAUCAAGCAAGCCACUAUUCUGCAAUUCAACGCCGCCAUAAAAGCGUGUCAAAGCAGGGAAGAGAUAUUAACGUUGGUAUCGAAAGCGGCUGAGUUCAAACAAGUUAAGGUUCGGAAGGAAGAAGAAGCAGAACUUGAAGAACAUCGGAAAUAUCACUGUGAGGUUGACGUGCCCAAGGUCAAAGAGUCAUCUGGCAAGGUCAAUGUCCUUUUGCAGACUUACAUCACGGGCGGCACCUUGACCUGCUUCUCUCUGGUGUCUGAUACCAACUAUGUCGCACAGAACUCCGCCCGGAUCAUGCGAGCUUUGUUUGAAAUAGCCCUCCAAGAAGGACGCCCUCAACUAGCGUCCAACGUUCUCUCCCUGACCAAGUCCGUUGAUCAGCGAAUGUGGUCUUCGAAGAAUCCUCUACGACAGCUCCAAUCUCGCGACUGCAAUAGACUUCUCAAUGUUGCAGGGGAUAACUUUGAUGACAGUCGACUGCAGACCAUGACUCCAGAAGAAAUAGGCGACAUCGUUCACGAGUUCGAAAGAGAAGUCACCAAAACGGACCGCAUCGCCAUCGGGAAACGAAUCAAGCAGGCAGCGGAGCAAUUCCCUCGUCUCCUCCUAGACGCUACGGUCCAUCCGCUUUCGAAAACCCUCCUAAGGAUCCGUCUGAAGAUCACGCCCGAUUUCACAUGGAACGACCGGUUAAACGGCUAUAGAACGACUAACUGGUGGAUAUGGGUUGAGAAUUCAUCCGCGGAUGUCAUGUACCAUCACGAGUUUUUCAGCAUCUCGAAGCAACAGGUCCAGACCCGCGAAGAACAAGAAUUGAUCAUCACCAUACCCGUAGACGCAUCGGGAAAGCUCCCCGCCGAAUGCAACGUGAAGGCUGUAUCGGAUUCUUGGUUGGGAGCGGAGACCAAUUGCCCUCUACCAAUCACAGACGUUGUUCUACCAGGCCAAUCACAUGCCAAGUACAAUGCGUUUCGUUGUUUGAAACCAGGAGAGAUACCCCAGACUUUGCCCAAGACUGCUCUCCAGAAUCUUCAGUAUCAGCAGAUGUUUUCAUUUGAUGAAUUCAACCGUUUCCAGAAGGUCGUCUUCAACAAGCUAUACACGGAGACAGAUAGCAAUGUACUGAUCGGUGCACCAGGAGGGAUGGGUAAGAGUGUAGCCACCGAGCUAGCCAUCUUGGGAGCCUUCAGAGCAAGACCAGACACCAAGGUUGUCUACAUAGCACCUCUAAGAUCUCUACUCCGUCGACGCUUUAGAGACUGGAGAGCCCGAUUUGGCGAUAUUCUUGGGAAGAAGGUCUUCAUGUUGAAUGGUGACGUCAGUUCUGACGUCAACACAGUAAAGAGAGCUGACAUCAUCCUGGCGACAUCAGAAAAGUGGGAUGCUGUUUGUCGUCGAGGGCAAAAUACCGAGGAUGUUUCGCUUCUCGUCCUGGACCAACUUCAAUUUCUAGCCUCUGACUGUGGACCAGCGCUGGAGGCCAUCGUAACUCGCAUGAAGAUCACAUCACGUUCGACAUCCAAAGUCCGUAUCGUGGCUCUAUCGACUCCGAUGUCAAACUCCAUUGAAGUAGCAGAAUGGCUUGAUGUGAAGGAAGGUUACUCGUAUAACUUCAAAGCAGAUGAGCGCCCUGUUCCUCUUGAGAUAACCGUUCUGGGAUUCUCGGGCAAGUACUAUCACAAUCGGGCUGCUGCCAUGAACAAGCCAAUCUACCAAGAAAUUCAGGCCAAUGCCCGGGAGAAGCCAGUCAUCAUCUUCGUAGCUUCAAAGAAGCAGACGUCAGCAACAGCCUUCGAGCUUAUUGCUCACCUACGAACAGAGAAGGAUCCCAAAAUCUGGCUCCACGAAAUGACAAGUGAAGAGAUUGAAGAAGUGUGCAAAGACAUCACAGAUGACAACCUAAAGCUCUCCCUAACAUUCGGGGUUGGUGUUCAUCAUGCUGGCCUCAGUGUUGAAGACAGGAGGACAGUGGAACAACUCUACCGUGAAAGACACAUACAGGUACUGGUAGCUACCAAGAAUCUCGCAUGGGCGACCGAUCUGGGCGCUCGUCUAGUCGUUGUCAAGGGAACGGAACAAUACGAUGCCAAGAGUGAGAGAUACGUAGACAUGCCAGUGACAGAUAUCCUACAGAUGGUGGGUCGGGCAGGUCAUCACAGUCGGGACCAUAAAGGCUCAGCGGUCGUAAUGGUCCACGAUGUCAAGGCGCACUACUAUGAGGGUUUACUGAAAGAAUCUAUGAACAUCGAAUCCAGGCAUUCAGUGGAGUCCCUAGCAGACCAUGUUAACGCGGAGAUAGCUGCGGGUGAGCUUACUACCGUGAUGGAGGUGGAGAGAUACAUCAUGAAAACUUUCUUCUAUCGGAGAGUCUCUUCCAACCCAAGUUUCUACGGUGCGAAAGAUGCCCGUCCUACUACCAUCAGAUCCUUCCGGCUGACCACGGCUCAAGAAGUCUUGAUGAAACUCAUGGAUGCUGAGUGCAUCACUACAAAGCCAUCGGCUUCGACCACAACAUGCAAGUCCCAAUCUCUGGGCAAGAUAGCAGCAGAGAACUACGUACUACCAGCCACAGUCCUGAAAUUCAGCCAAUCGACAAGACCGACAUCCUUGGCUUACUGUCUCAAAAUCUUGUCAGAGGCAAAGGAGUUUUCAGGGACCCCAGUGCGUGCAAAUGAGGACAACUUGAACAGAACGCUUUCUACGGCACUACCACGAUGCGGCCAUGCCAUUCCGAUGAGCCAAAUGGACUUUCAAAGUCCCCGUACCAAGACCUAUCUACUUCUCCAAGCUCAUCUCACCCGGGCUGAUCUCCCUACCAACGACUACAACACAGAUACCAGAGCCAUCUUGGAUCGCAUAGCCAUGCUCAUCAACGCCAUGGUUGAGGUUUCUGGAGACAGGAGAUCCUUCACUGAGAUCCUUCUGAGCAUGCGUACAAGCCAGUCUAUCAUGCAGGCCAGAUGGGCAGACGAGUCUCCUCUCCUUACGCUACCGCAUAUCACCCGAGCUCUCCUCCCUCGCUUCAAGAUCAGCAAACAUGGCGGAAAGGUUAGGAAAGAAGAAUUGUUGAGUCAGCUCAUCAAUACCUGUAAUGGGAAGAAGGAAGUUCUUGAGGGCAUGCUGCAGAUUGAUCUCAACCCAACUCAGAUCCAAGAGAUUUGGGAUGCUCUAGAAAAGCUGCCUCUUCUCAAGAUAGAUGUAUCAAUCAGUGACGGUCCAUCACAAACAGCAACCAACAUGCGUGGGGCUAAGAGACUUCCCAAGUCAAUUCAUAAAGAAGAGAUUGAAAGCACUGUGACCACGACAGCUCAAGCAAACCAAGAAUACACACUGCAUGUAAAUCUCCGUCAAUUGAAUAAAGGAGCAAAGGGAGCCCCCUGUCUACACCCGAGAGACAGGACGGUGUCUGGAUGGUGUCCUAAAACGGACAGGACUACUCGGUAA
Messenger RNA from Strongylocentrotus purpuratus (purple sea urchin), 5486 nucleotides. RefSeq names its product activating signal cointegrator 1 complex subunit 3-like. NCBI's taxonomy places the organism in Eukaryota, Metazoa, Echinodermata, Echinoidea, Camarodonta, Strongylocentrotidae. Bases 126 to 5486 code for a protein of 1786 amino acids. Gene Ontology annotation, molecular function: ATP binding; ATP hydrolysis activity; nucleic acid binding. The record is from RefSeq and is a predicted model, not a curated record. The transcript has 36 exons.